Molecule: messenger RNA, 225 nt
Organism: Fusarium redolens
Lineage: Eukaryota; Fungi; Ascomycota; Sordariomycetes; Hypocreales; Nectriaceae
Exons: 2
Coding region: 1-225 (74 amino acids)
Source: RefSeq, a predicted model, not a curated record
AUGGGUGCAGCCCCUGAAAACCGCGAUAGUGGAGUUUGGGCCAAAUUGAGGGCUGACAUAAUCCGCACGCCUACGCGUUCUGGAGUGGAGGCGCGCCUAGGCGUGUCCCUAUGGGGCCCCAAUGUGACGUAUCUGAUUACUAAGCCAACAUGGUCGAGGAAGGUCGUAGAGGCCCGUAUCGACAGUGCUAUUCCCACGCGCAAGCUGUCCCUGAACUCUCUCUAG